Molecule: messenger RNA, 2232 nt
Organism: Podarcis muralis (Common wall lizard)
Lineage: Eukaryota; Metazoa; Chordata; Lepidosauria; Squamata; Lacertidae
Gene: SPMIP8
Product: sperm microtubule inner protein 8
Source: RefSeq, a predicted model, not a curated record
CUUCUUUUAGCCCUGGUGAAUGGGGGAGAUCACCCGUUACCAGGUAACUCCAGUGACAUCGCUCUAGUCACCUAGCAACCUUGCCCUCAUCACCCAACUGUUCCUUGGGGUAUUGGCUUCCCGUUGCCAUGGAGAAUUGGGGGUCAAUACAAAGAAUGUCUGGAGGGGCAAGUGAGCCCUCAGCCCUGCAACGGGAAACAAGUUGAGAGAAGAAAGCAGGUCUCCCCUUGGAUGAGGUAUUCCUUUCCCUUUUCUUGCGGACUUGCGGGUGUGAGGUUGCUUCAGCGGCCCCUCAUGCAAAGAAGAGACAGCAAUGGCCCAAAUGCUGGAUUUGACCCUCUGUCCUCAAGAUGCUCCUCCUGUCUACGCCUCUCCGGCGGCCCUCAUCCCGCUGGAGCCCAGAAAAGUCAUGCUGUCUGGAGUGAAGCAUCACAUCUAUCACCCCCGCUUGCCGACGCUAAGGCAGAUGGAUAUGGACACCGCGGCCUUCAAGCUCACAGACGAGCAUUGCAGGACAACCACCACUUGCUGCAAAGAUGAUUUUGAAAAUGCAACGUUCACUUUGGCUGGAGUGCCCACCCAGCGCCUCCCAUCCCUGGGUAUGACGGAGCUGGGCAAGUCAUUGACUGAAAAGUACCGAGCAGGGAAGAUGGCGCCUCUCUUGCCCAGCACCAACCAGGAAGAAUGGCCCAGCUACACCAGGGCUAUGGACGACUGGUCUCGCUUUGUCUCCAGUGCAGGAGAGUUCAAGGUGCCCAACUUUAGCAAAAAAGUUCUUGGGUUCAGCUGUUAUGCCGUGAGGUACUUAAAACCUGACGUCACGCAGACCUGGCGGUAUUGCCUCAACCAGAACCCAAGUUUGAGUAGAUAUGGACCAAAGCCCAUGCCUUACAACACUGUCAAUACCUACAGGAGCUUUGGAUCAGCACACAGCCGCUCUCACUAUCUCCAACCCUGGCGCUAGGAGACAGGCCACAGAAAAAGAAGCCACAUGAAUCUUCUCCUUCAGCUUUUGAACAUCCACAGGGAAUAAAUGCUAUUGGUUCAACAAGGAAGGUGCAGAGAAGGCGUUUCCUGGUCAAAUAAAAUACACUUCAAAGUGGGGGAUGAGGAAAUAGGAGGGGAGCAGCAAGGAUAGCUAGUUCCCCCCACCCCAAAACUGCCUUGGCCUUCUUCCCAGCAUGCUACAGCAAAGUGGUUCACAACGAAGAGACUGCUGGCCAGCCUUCACUGAGCAUGUCUUACCAGAUUCAGGAGGUGCCAUCUUUGGUUCUUUGCAGCCAUCAAACCUGUUGGCCCAGAGCUUUUCAAUGUAUUGCUGCAACAAAAUGAAUUGUGGGACUUAAAAGGGAAAGCAUUGUCAGUGGCCAGAGAAUGGGUGAUCCAUUGAAGUCCCUGAUCACAGAACUUUCAGGUUCAGAGAGAGCACUACUACCUGGUAAGGGAUGCAUUUUUUGAGGUAAAGGACAGGAAGGGGGAGCAGAUGGAAAUGUCUCUUUGUAGCUCCUAUCCCCCAGUUUGCAGUCUCAGUGCUAUAUGGAGUGGUUCUGUUGUGAUGUUAGAAGUGAGGGGAGGCGAUUUCUGGCCUCUGUACAGCCCAAUCCUGAAGGGCUCCAUCACACAAAGUCAGUUAGUCUAACCUUCACCUGUGCCUAAAGGGCAAAUACAGGGAGCCAGAGCAAAGGAUGGUGCAGGCUGACUUGGCAGCAGCCUGGCUGCACUCCUAAGAGGCAGAAGGAAGCAGGAGGGCUCCUUCAUCCCUCCUCCUGGCUCCCCUUACUUUAUCCUGGCAAUGCAAGUGGAGCAGAAGACCUCGGGCCAAGCCCCCUGCCCCCAGCUGAAGCCUUCGGCCUCCGCAGGGCUAAGAGGCAUGCUUAGACUUACAAACAUACCUCAGCCAGUUCCCAGGAUGGCGUGGAAUGUUCAACAUUUUGCAAUGAGAGGAAGUACAAGGGGCCUGCGUGUUGCGAGCCCACAGAACAUCCCAGGCAGGUGCUGGAUGGGGCCUGCAGGAGCUUCUGGUUUUUGUUUUGUCAUGGUAGGCUAGAAGAAUGAGGCAUCCUCAGAAAGUGACCCCCCUCCCUUCCCAGAGAACAUUUCAUGUCCUCACCAGUGAUACCAGUAUAAGCCACAGAUCCGCAUGCACUUCUGUUUAAUGGCAAGUAGAGUUGGGACACGGGUGGCGCUGUGGGUUAAACCACAGAGCCUAGGACUUGCCGAUCGCAUGGUCGG